AUGCGAAUUCGAGUCCGCGGACCUUCGGGUCAGUCCACAAUCACCUUGGAUGAAUCUUCAACCAUCAAAGAGCUCAGAGAUCAAAUUGCGGAGAAAACUGAUCUGGUAACCUUCGAUGUGAAAUACGGCUACCCCCUCAAGCCGCUCGACCUAGACGACUAUCCAUCGAGCCAAAAGCUCGGCGAGACCGGUAUCAAGCUCAACGGCGAGUCACUCAUCGUUGCACAGAAGGAGGGUACUGCUCGGCCGGGCAACGAUGAUGCGCCAGCACAGCCCGCCACAAGUACCCGCCCAGCCCCAGCACAAGCUUCCAGGCCCCAGAUGCCUGAGAGCUCCGCGGACGAUCCACCCGAGAUAGCCUCCCCGGAACACGCAGGAACAUUCGUCCUUCGCGUCAUGCCCGACGACAAUUCAUGUCUCUUCCGAGCGGUAGGCGCUGCGGUGAUGGGUGACAUGGAUACAAUGGUUGAACUCAGAUCGAUCAUCGCCGGCGCCAUCCAAUCCAAUCCGGAAGAGUACUCAGCGGCUAUUUUGGGGAAGAAGCCAGAUGAGUAUUGUACCUGGAUCCAAAAUGAAGACUCUUGGGGUGGUGCCAUCGAACUCAAAAUCCUGAGCGAGUAUUUUAACAUCGAGAUCUGCUCCAUCGACGUACAAACUCUGAAUUUGUUCCAAUUUAACGAGGGUGCGCCUACGCGUUGCAUUGUGGUUUAUUCGGGAAUUCACUAUGAUGUUCUUGCGUUGUCGCCCUCCAGUCCACCCUAUACCCGUGCCAAUCCUUUGGCGCACGAGGAUACUAAGAUCUUCGAGGCAGUUGAUCCAAUCGUGUUGGAAAAGGCCAAAGAGUUGUGUCGAGUGCUGCAAAACAAGCACUAUUACACUGAUACUUCUGGGUUUACUGUCCGCUGCAAUACCUGCGGCGGCACCUUUACCGGAGAGCGGGGUGCCACCAAGCAUGCCGCGGAGACCGGCCACUAUGACUUCGGAGAGGCGAAUUAG
This is a messenger RNA of Penicillium olsonii, 996 nucleotides long. NCBI's taxonomy places the organism in Eukaryota, Fungi, Ascomycota, Eurotiomycetes, Eurotiales, Aspergillaceae. The record is from the annotation of a GenBank genome assembly.